GUUGAAAAAGUCCUCUUCAAAGUUCCCCGUCAUCCAUUUGAAGACGAAUCAGAGUUAUUCAAGGACAUGUUCGCAUUGCCUCCUGGUGGUGAUAGGCUGCCUGAGGGGUCCAGUGACUCUGAACCCUUUGUCCUGCAUGAUGUGACCAUGAAGGACUUCGAAGCCUUGCUGAAAGUAUUGUUGCCUGAUCCGUACGUUUCAGUAUUGUUACUCUUAUUCAAUUGCUCCUUUCAAGACGAAUGGAUUUCUGUGCUACGCCUCGCACAUAUGUGGGACUUCAACCGGCUGUUCUUACUUGCAAUUAAAAAGCUUGAAGCACUCCCUAUGGAUCCAGUUACAAAAAUCGUACUCGCCAGAACGUAUACUGUUACAAAAUGGUUGAGGCCUGCAUAUUUCGAUCUCACCACACGUACCGACCCUUUGACACUGGAAGAAUCACGUGCUUUGGAUAUAGACACAGUGGUGAAGCUGAAUAUUGCUCGUGAUUUCCAUUUUAAAUGGAUUAUUGAAGGCGAGGAGGCGAAAUCUCCUCGAUUCAAUUCUCUAACCCCUACUUGUACUGUACCUUAUUACAAAAGCAAAGGUGCAAAAGUGACACUGACAAGGUCCAGUUAUUGGGAUUGUGACGAUGUAAAAGUUGACCAUAGAGGUCUCGAGGCAGCUGUACACUCUGUGUUAACUGGAUUAUUUAGGUUGCAUAGAAAUUGUUAUGUACCGUGA
Messenger RNA from Fomitiporia mediterranea MF3/22, 720 nucleotides. RefSeq lists its product as uncharacterized. The annotation marks the transcript as partial. The record is from RefSeq and is a predicted model, not a curated record. Lineage: Eukaryota; Fungi; Basidiomycota; Agaricomycetes; Hymenochaetales; Hymenochaetaceae. The transcript has 2 exons.